Molecule: messenger RNA, 1384 nt
Organism: Trichoplusia ni (cabbage looper)
Lineage: Eukaryota; Metazoa; Arthropoda; Insecta; Lepidoptera; Noctuidae
Exons: 3
Coding region: 551-1369 (272 amino acids)
Source: RefSeq, a predicted model, not a curated record
GGUAUAAUGUUCUAACCUGAUCUGAUCUGUUUUCUAUGGUAUAUUUUUUGUGAGUAAUAUUCUAGUCCGAUAGGAUCUGUUUCUUGAUCAUAAUAUUUAGCGGUUAAAUGAAAUGUUAUUGCGAAAUCUUCAUUUAAACUAAAACAAAAAACCAGACCGGAACAAAUAUCUUGUCCGUGUGGGAAUCGAACCCACGACACUUUGUUUAGAUGAUUGAAGAACGUGUUAUAUUUCAUAUAAUUAUGAUGUGACCAGGGGGCUUACUCUUGAUUUCAAUUCCGAUCGGUCGACAUUGGAAUUGUGACGUUUCGCACUCUUGAGUUCGAUGCUAGCGCCACAUUGGUUUGAAAUUGCGUGUUCAUUAUGGGGAACUAAUUGAAAUCGGAUUGGGCGCUAAACGGUACUCUUGAGUCUAUUUUGACAGCUGCUUAUUGCGCCAAUAUUACGGUGGGAUUGAAUGUUGAUUGUGAUUUUUCCAAUUACUAAAGAGUAACUUUUAAGAAAUUGUUUUGUGUUUUACGUGGUUUUCUUUGGAUAAAAAGUGUUUAAUAUGGCACGAUUAGCGGCAAUGUACAGUGUUUCGUUAAAUUCCCAUAAAAAACAACUGAAACAAAGACGAGAUGAGCGUCGGAUGAUGCGUUAUACGGAGAAAGCGUUUUCGAUGAAUGAAAACGAGUUUAAAGCCAAUUAUAGGGUGAGCAAGGAUUUGUUUCACGAAAUAUUCGAAAACAUAAAGCUAAAAGGCUUUAUGUUUUCGAAUAUGCAAUUCCCUAAGAGAAGAAGUGAUUUAUUACCAAAAUAUAAGGUUUUAGUGGCAUUGUCCUUUUAUGCUACUGGGAGUUACCAAAGGCUAGUUGGAGGCAGUUAUGGGACCCUAAUGAGUCAGCAAUCUACUUCUCGUUCUAUUCGAGAGGUAACAGCAGCUCUUAACCAUCCCUUAAUACAAAGGAAAUGGAUCAAGUUUCCUCAAACUCGUCGUGAAAGAGAUGCUGUAAAACUGAGAUUUUUUGAAAAAUUCAGUAUACCAUCUGUUAUAGGAUGCAUUGAUGGCACUCAUAUAGCCAUAAUUAGACCAUCAGAAAAUGUAGAGAGAUUUUUUAAUCGCAAACAUUUUCAUUCAAGAAAUGUUAUGAUUGUUAGUCAAUAUUUUUGGUUAUUACUGAAUUGUAAUUCAUUGCUUAUGAAAUUAGUUAAAUAUCUUUGUUUUAUAUAUUUUCAGUUAGCUGAUUCAGACUUAAGAAUACUGUCAGUAGAUGCUUCAUUUGGAGGAGCAUCACAUGAUAGUUUCGUCUGGAAUCAGCAUCCUGUGAAACAACAUUUAAUUGAAUUAAAUAAUAAUGGGGAAACUGUAUUUUUACUAGGCAAGUAAAUUAUUUAAAUAGUU